Marmota flaviventris (yellow-bellied marmot) is the source of this 1357-nucleotide messenger RNA. It is a transcript of the gene Pigk, whose product is annotated as phosphatidylinositol glycan anchor biosynthesis class K. Lineage: Eukaryota; Metazoa; Chordata; Mammalia; Rodentia; Sciuridae. Gene Ontology annotation, molecular function: GPI-anchor transamidase activity. Gene Ontology annotation, cellular component: GPI-anchor transamidase complex. Gene Ontology annotation, biological process: attachment of GPI anchor to protein; proteolysis. The record is from RefSeq and is a predicted model, not a curated record.
GGGAAGUGCGGAGCCGGCAAGCAUGGCCGCCGCCUGCUUUCCUGGCCGGCUGGCGGCUGCCCUGGCCACCUUGUUGCUCUUGUUUUUCGGAAGCUUGGCAGCUAGUCAGCUCGAGGAUCAAGCAGAACAAUUCUUUAGAAGUGGCCAUACAAACAACUGGGCUGUUUUGGUGUGUACAUCCCGAUUCUGGUUUAAUUAUCGACAUGUUGCAAAUACUCUUUCUGUUUACAGAAGUGUCAAGAGGCUAGGUAUUCCUGACAGUCACAUUGUCCUGAUGCUUGCUGAUGAUAUGGCAUGCAAUCCUAGAAAUCCCAAACCAGCUACAGUGUUUAGUCACAAGAAUAUGGAACUAAAUGUGUAUGGAGAUGAUGUGGAAGUGGAUUAUAGAAGCUAUGAGGUAACUGUGGAAAAUUUUUUGCGGGUAUUAACUGGGAGGAUCCCAUCUAGUACUCCUCGGUCAAAACGACUUCUUUCUGAUGAUAGAAGCAAUAUUCUCAUUUAUAUGACAGGACAUGGUGGAAAUGGUUUUUUGAAAUUUCAAGAUUCUGAAGAAAUUACCAACAUAGAACUUGCAGAUGCUUUUGAACAAAUGUGGCAGAAAAGACGGUACAAUGAGCUACUAUUCAUUAUUGAUACUUGUCAAGGAGCAUCCAUGUAUGAACGAUUUUAUUCUCCUAACAUAAUGGCUCUAGCUAGUAGCCAAGUCGGAGAAGAUUCACUCUCACAUCAACCUGAUCCUGCAAUUGGAGUCCAUCUUAUGGACAGGUAUACAUUUUAUGUAUUGGAAUUUUUGGAAGAAAUUAAUCCAGCUAGUGAAACUAGUAUGUAUGACCUUUUUCAGGUAUGUCCCAAAAGUCUCUGUGUUUCUACUCCUGGACAUCGUACUGAUCUUUUUCAGAGGGAUCCUAAAAAUGUCCUGAUAACUGAUUUUUUUGGGAGUGUACGGAAAGUGGAAAUUACAACAGAAACUAUUGGUUUGCAACAGGAUUCAGAAAUCAUGGAAAGCAGCUAUACGGAAGACAGGAUGGAUGAAGAUCUAAUGGAACCUUUGAAAUAUGCUGAACAACUUCCUGUAGCUGAAAUAAUACACCAGAAACCGAAGCUGAAAGACUGGCAUCCUCCUGGGGGUUUUAUUCUGGGAUUAUGGGCACUCAUUAUCAUGGUUUUCUUCAAAACUUAUGGAAUCAAGCAUAUGAAAUUCAUUUUUUAAACUGAAGGACAUAUGAAGAAGAAUAUAUUGAAAAUUUCAACCUUGGAUACGAAUUUGUUAUUAUGUGUUUUUUAAAAUACAUUACUCUUGUGUAAAUUGGAAAAAAGUAUAAGAAAACUAAAUGUAAAUGAACUAUUGACUUCAUAA